GAAUGCCACGAAAGAAAGACAAAAAAUCUCCUGCCAGUGUGGGAGAUCCAACCGAUGGCAAACCGCUGCCGCCCAAUAUAUUUCUAUAUAUACAGCUGGCCAGUGUGGAAACGGUGCCAGAUUUUUUCGGUCCAUUGGAAAUUCAUUUGGAUCAAGGCGGUAGUCUUCUUCUUAAAUGUGUCGAACACUAUAAUGAUGAAGGAAUCAUAACACAGGAAGAGUUCUCAUCCAAGCCGACAUUUACGCUGAUAUUCCAGCAGGACAAUCUAGACCGAAUCAAUCAUGCAUCCGACAAUCCAUUGCUUAUUAAGCUGUAUAUGCGCAAGACUGAAGAACCGAUACACUAUGAGGACGAGGAGAUGCAAUUGGAAAUGGAGACAUCCGAAUUAUUGUCUACGCUAAUAGAUAAAGUCGAUAUUGUUCCCAACGAAAGUGAUGAACUUGAUCACUAUGAGCCUAAAGUCGAGAUGAUCCUCUUGUCUGUGGGCUAUCUCGAUAUAAUUAAGUUAUUUGGCCAUCACCGGUGUAUGCUGCACGAACAACUCUAUCUCUAUCCAGUGCCCGAUUGCCCACCAAAACUGCGCUACACAAUAAUAACCGAAUGGCAUCUGUAUACUCUCGUGCCCAUUGUCAAGGAAGUGUCCUUUACUAACAUGGCCUUCGUGAUAUUCGAGUCGAUCUACAACUUGAAGGACGAUUAUAUCAUUGAUACGGAGUCUUUGAAUGUACAGUUGAGCUUUCGAUCUAUGCAGCCUGUAGAUCGUUCUGAGUAUCAUGUGAUACCCUUGUGUAGCUUUAACUUAUUCACUGAACGCUGCAUCGCUGAACAAGCAACUUUUCAUGUAUUCGAAUACUUUCGCCAGACUGUGCCCGAUAGCUGCGGCAUUGGACUCAAGUCCAGCAUGGGCGUGGAGAUGCAUAAGCUAUUUUCUCAGCUAAUGCGAUCGGAGGAUAUGGAUGUCAAUUUUGAUCUGAUCAAUGUGAAAGAGGAUAACGCUCUGAUCUGCAAUACCUUCCAUCGCUAUAUACUCACCAAAGGCAUGUCAGAUACACUGUUCAUGGCAUUCGCUUGGCGGCGAUAUGUCAUUGCUGUCGACGUCUUCAAUAUGAUUCCAAUGGAGAAAAAGGAGGGCAAGCGUGUGGUUACAGCAAUGGUCAAUAAGAAAAUUUUCUCAGGCGUACUAGAUCCAGCCAUUCUACUCUACCCUGAUGUGCGCGGAAUGCGCUUCGCUGUGGAACUGAAAUACUUGGGCGUGAGAAAGAAGCCAGUCAAGCUCAAGCCGGGAAGCUUAUUAAGUAUUACUAAUCCAUCCAAUCGAUUAACCCAACAGUUAGAAGUGGAUAUGCCCACGUUUGCCAUAAUCAAUCUAUGCCAAUUGGCCCCAUUGGGACAGGUGUACGAUGAGCUGAAAACGUUCCACACUAGUUUCAUUAGCCAAAAUCGUUUGCUUUUCUGCAAAAAUAAGCUAAUCGAAGUGCCCUUAUUGCCAUUGAGUGAUAUUCAGCGUUUGGCCUAUGCCGAUUUCGAUUCCUUCAUACGGGAGACGAUCCGCUAUAUACUCGACAAACGGAUAUUCAACGUGCAGCAGAAACGAAAUCACUUCUGUUGCGAAUUACAGAAUCUAUCCAAUAUUUUGCUGAAAGUUGUCGGAAGUGAUUUCAAUACGCGCAUGCGCACCAGCUCGAAUGUCGAGUUUUCCAAUCUGUGUGCCAUUGCACACAAUGAGCUGGAGCAACGCAUUCACAAUCUGCUGGAGAAGAUGGAAGAUGAGGGCCUCCACGAGAUCGUUAUAGACAGAGCGAUUCAAGAGGAGAAACUAAUGGAUCAUUUGAAUACCAUCAAAAUUAUGAGGGCCGUUGGGGAUCUGCGCAUGGGCACUUUGUUCCUCAAUAAGGUCACUGGCUGGCUAUGUGGCAAUAUGAAUGAUAAGUUCUUCGCAGCGCGUCCAGAAAACUCAAACAAGUAUGUGAAUCUAUUUGAGUUCUUUGAUUUGAUCAGCAAAGUGGAGCAUGGCGAAUAUGCAGCAGCCAAAGCCUAUUUCAAGACGCAGAAAGUCCUAUCGGUUGACCACGAAUACUCUGUUGGUUGGAUACGCAUUUACCUGGACUAUGUGGCCACACGGGAUGACCCAGAGCCGACAGUGUCGACCAAUGCGAAUGAGUGCCUAUUGAACAGCAUAACACUCUAUGCGGAGCACUGCUCCAACCGGCCAGAUGGCUGGAUAUUGCUCUAUUGCUACUAUAAGAGAUUCAACUAUGCACCUGGCUAUUCCUAUGCUCGCUGGCGUCUCGAGAACUAUGAGAAGAGGACAACUGAGCAGACUACGGCGUCGCCGCAGAGCCUUUGGUCCAUCAUGCUAAAUCACUGUCCGCGAUUUGACCGUCAGCGCAGCUACAGUUUCUACGAAACCUUUAGGAUGUUUGUGUGCUUGGGCCUGUACGAGUUCGCUCAGGUCGUGUGGGAGGACGUGCAGGACGAUUGCAGCCUAGCGGACAACUAUAUGAUAAGCACACAACUGAAGAUCUUUCUCAAUCAACUGGAGGAGGACUUUGAAACGCAGACAUUCUCAUUCGAGGACGUUGAUGAUGAGGAUCUGCUGGCCGGCUUCAACGCCCAACUCAAUGGCAAUGUAGAAUAUCAUCGUGGUAAUAUGGAUCUUGCGGCCGAAUUUUAUACAAAGAAUUUGCCAGAGGAAGGCGCCCCUGUUCCCGCACGAGAUGAUUUCAUGAUCAGCAAAUUGCGUCUGGCCUACAUCGCCUAUGAGGCGGGUGACUAUCAGUUGACCAUCAAUGCCCUGAAUCUGCCUAAAGUGGGCCGGCUGAUACCAUUGAUCACCAGCUAUUUAAUGGGCAAGGCCUACUACAAACUGGAUGAUAUUAGCAAGGCCAUGGAGUGCUUCAUUAACUGCACCAAAUUUGCUGAGCAUGUGCCCGACGUUUGGGGCUUUCUGGCUCUGAUCAAUCUCCAAAUGGGCAACAACAUGAAUGCCAUCUCAUGCUGGAAAUAUGCUAGAGCUGAUCCCACCAGAAAUAUCACAGAUGAGACCAUCUACACCGAGCUGGACAUGAUCGAUAUUGACAGCGUGGAUCUUUAUAUUGAUAUGGUUAGUCCCAAUAAUAGCAUCGCAUCAUUUCAAGGCGAUGAGGAUGAAGAUUAGCAUCGUAUAUCAUAUCAUAAUUGUCUCAGAAACGAAUAAA
This is a messenger RNA of Drosophila navojoa, 3198 nucleotides long. RefSeq lists its product as uncharacterized. Gene Ontology annotation, cellular component: extracellular exosome; motile cilium. NCBI's taxonomy places the organism in Eukaryota, Metazoa, Arthropoda, Insecta, Diptera, Drosophilidae. The record is from RefSeq and is a predicted model, not a curated record. Gene Ontology annotation, biological process: cilium assembly; cilium movement. Gene Ontology annotation, molecular function: protein binding.